GCGGCCACUCAGUUCACAUUGAGGACUCGUCAAACAGCAUUUCUGAUCCCGUUUCUGACCUGAAAUUAGCUGAAAUGUACCUGAAAUUACCUGAAAUUAGAGUGUGCCCGCCCGAGCGAGUGAUGCCUAAAACAUGCAAAGACACGUCAGUGUAAUUGUGGAUGGCGAGAGCCCUGAAAUACAGCUGGACAGCAGCGGUCUUCAUCACUGCCCCUUCUGCAGAUACAAAGGGUCAAAAUGUGAUAUAGACCAUCACAUUAAAUGCCAUGCCUCAGUUAAAUACAGAGGUCUGCAGAGGAGCUUUCAGGAAGCAGGAAGAGAAGACGGGAGGAAAAAAAGCUACAGGAUAAAGAUCUCUGCACAAAAAGGGCUAGAGUUGCUCCAACAGCAUCCAGCUCUGAAGGAUCAGGUCAUGUAUAGACUGUUAAUCCAGACAAAACUGAAGACCAGGAACUGGAACCUGGGAACCUGGAAGAUGAUGUUGUCCUGAAAGACACAAUUCAGGCAGCAGCAUGGUGCCAGUUACAGUCCUUCAAGGACAGAGUUUCUCACCCAGAGGUCAUUGGGAUGGAAGGUUGGGAGCAGAUGGCAGCAUCAACACAGCGCAAAUCCCAUGACGGCGGGGAUGAGGAAGAAACGUGGAAACCAUUCCUAUUCUCAUUCAGAUUACAUACUGACUAUGAACUGUUCUGUGUUGAGAUGAUGGACAGGAGAAACCUGAAGGUGUUUGCCUCUUUUGAGUCGAACACCUCUCCCCCUCCCCGUGACGCCUGAGCCACACGACUCCAAUGUAGUCUGAUGAUGCAGCAUAAUGGCAGCGCUUGGCAGCUAUGGCGGCGGUGACGGCGAUGUCGGGCGACAGAGAGUGAAGCGAGAGUGGCGUCCACCUCACUGAGGAAGGCGUCAGUGUGUUCCCCCCCCCGUUGAGACUUUGUUUGUUCUACUCUUUAUUGAUUUAUCUUUUAUGUUAAUAGUUUACAAUCUAUUUUUUGUAGUUGUUAUUUUUUAAUUGUUUUGUUGAAUAAAAAGACUGUUGUUAGUGCUCCUGUGA
This is a messenger RNA of Gadus macrocephalus (Pacific cod), 1051 nucleotides long. RefSeq lists its product as uncharacterized. Lineage: Eukaryota; Metazoa; Chordata; Actinopteri; Gadiformes; Gadidae. The record is from RefSeq and is a predicted model, not a curated record. Bases 134 to 490 code for a protein of 118 amino acids. The transcript is spliced from 6 exons.